AGUUGUGAAUGCGACGGGACGCUCGGAGAGGGCAGGCUGGAGGGGCGCGAAGGAGCGCGGAGUGCCGCCCUGCUCCUGCUCCCGCCCCUGCUGCAUCCGUCCGGUCCCGUCCGUCCCGUCCCGUCCCGUCCCGUCCCGUUCCCGCCGGGCCCGAGCCCGACCCCGCCCGGCCGCGGCUCGCCCCUCCUUCGCGGCGCUCGCUGCCGCGCACGGGGCUCGAAAGAUGGAGGACUACGGGCGAUUCUUGGCGCUGCUGGCUUCUACGCUGCUGGUCGGCUUCUUGUCGGUCAUCCUCUCCCUCGUCUGGGUCUUCCACUACCGCGAGGGGCUGAGCUGGGACGGCAGCCUGGGGGAAUUCAACUGGCAUCCCGUCCUCAUCAUCACGGGCUUCGUCUUCAUCCAGGGCAUCGCUAUUAUUGUGUACAGAUUGCCCUGGACCUGGAAGUGCAGCAAACUCCUAAUGAAGUUCAUACAUGCUGGAUUAAAUACCAUAGCUAUGAUUCUUGCAAUCGUUUCUAUGGUAGCCGUGUUUGAAUUCCACAAUGCCAAGAACAUUCCUAACAUGUACAGUCUGCACAGCUGGAUUGGGCUGGCUGCUGUUAUAUUUUAUUCUCUCCAGCUUUUCUUGGGUUUUGCUGUCUUUCUGCUCCCAUUUGCUCCAGUUCAUCUCCGCGUAGCUCUCAUGCCAAUACAUGUUUAUUCGGGUCUCACCAUCUUUGCAACAGUGAUUGCAACAGCUCUCAUGGGAAUCACAGAAAAGCUUAUAUUUGCAUUGAAAAAUCCUGCAUACAGUGCAUCCCCACCAGAAGCAACUUUGGUCAACUGUCUUGGUAUUUUGCUUGUCAUAUUUGGUUCACUUAUUUUGUGGAUGGCAAGCAGGCCCCACUGGAAGCGGCCCCCAGCAGAGAACGCUAAAAUUCUGAGGCCCAUUGCAGCAACUCCUGAAGGCACAGAAGUAGAAUCCACAAUGACAAACAGCAAUGCAGAUAAAUCUGAUCUGAGGAGCAAUACUGAAGCAGCCAGAAAACAAAACAUCAAAUUUGAUGAAGCAGGACAAAGAUCAACUAUGUAAAGAAAAUACACAGAAUAAAAGUACUAUUAUACCUCCAAAUUCCCUCUGGUGAGGGUCCUUCUAAUUUAGUUACACUGAUAUGUAAGUAGGUUGGGGGUUCAUUUUCAAUAUGGCUUGCUGAAAGAUACUCAAGUUUUCUGCAUAUGGAUUUAAAUUUCUGUAAGUCCCAAACAUAUUUUAUUGUUCCAUGACCAGUCCAUGCGUUGUUUAAAAAACAAGAGCAUGAAUGACAUCACAAUCAUCAUUUGAUUGGGAAAUCACAUAAUUUGAAAGUGUGUUCCUUAUCACUUUUUAACUUAAUGCUUAUAUCUCUUAUAGUCAUGAAAAAUUUAACAAGAUUCAGAGUAAAUUUUGAGUGAUUUUGCAGGUUAUGAAUCAGCCAUGAAGUAUGCCAGACAGAAAAAUUUAGUUUGUCACAUAUAAAUGUUCUGGUAAUGUUCACUUUUUUAAAGCUCUGAUUUGUCUAGCUGAUUAACCCCCCCACCAGCUGCUAUGUUCUAUGGGAUUUGAGGUCAUUCUGCACUUUACAGAGU
Messenger RNA from Ficedula albicollis (Collared flycatcher), 1605 nucleotides. RefSeq names its product cytochrome b reductase 1. Gene Ontology annotation, molecular function: oxidoreductase activity. NCBI's taxonomy places the organism in Eukaryota, Metazoa, Chordata, Aves, Passeriformes, Muscicapidae. Gene Ontology annotation, cellular component: lysosomal membrane. The coding region runs from base 224 to 1072 and encodes 282 amino acids. The transcript has 4 exons. The record is from RefSeq and is a predicted model, not a curated record.